This is a messenger RNA of Annulohypoxylon maeteangense, 1824 nucleotides long. RefSeq lists its product as uncharacterized. The transcript is spliced from 2 exons. The coding region runs from base 21 to 1673 and encodes 550 amino acids. Lineage: Eukaryota; Fungi; Ascomycota; Sordariomycetes; Xylariales; Hypoxylaceae. Gene Ontology annotation, molecular function: RNA polymerase II cis-regulatory region sequence-specific DNA binding; DNA-binding transcription factor activity, RNA polymerase II-specific. Gene Ontology annotation, biological process: regulation of transcription by RNA polymerase II. The record is from RefSeq and is a predicted model, not a curated record. Gene Ontology annotation, cellular component: nucleus.
GCAGACCUUAACCUCCCGGCAUGCAGCAAAACUUCCCUGGCGGCUUGCCCGUCAACAGCUCGCCUUCUAGCGACGAGGGUACAAACUCAAUUCGAAACGGCGCGACGCAAGCAACGGGCGGAUCAGCGGACCUUCCUAAGGCCACUGAAUCUUAUUAUAUUCCCUCGCCAACAUCUCAACUAGCUGAGAUUGGCCACCACGCCCAGUCGCAACAUUUACCAUCGAACUUAUUCCCCGGUGCGAUAAACACAUCUAUCGCACCUUAUCAUUACCCUCAAGUAAACUCGGCUAGUUCUUCAUCACAGGGUGUAUGGCCUACCCCACCCUCUACGACCUGUGAAGAAGACGUGGAUAGUUAUUCUUUCCACGGUUCGCCGGCGAGUGCCUCUUGUAGGGCUGGCCCCUACUCGACCCAUUCAGCAGCAGCCAGUCCGGGUACUUGGUCCGCUCCGGAGGACCAGCAUUUUCAAAUGCCAACUUACCAUUAUCCCUCCUAUCCCCAGCCACAAUACGGUCAGCAAUACUUCCCACAGUCCAGCUAUGACAGUCAUAAUUAUCCGCGUACCGAUAUGAACAUGGAUGUCAUGGCUCAGCCUGAGUUGCCGGCCAUUGUCUCUGGGCUGGCUGGCUCAGAGAGUCAAGCUGCGGUAGCCGAGCGUGAGCCAGAGAAACCAAAACAAGGAUGCGCGAGCGCGACGGGCAAGAAGGUAGAGGAGCCCUACGCGCAAUUAAUAUGGAGAGCCUUCUUAAGUACUCCAACACACUCCAUGACACUACAACAGUUGUACCAAUGGUUCCGUGAUAACACGGAAAAGGGCAGAAAUGAUAAUUCUGACAAGGGCGAGAAAGAAGAAGCGCGUGGCUGGAUGAAUAGCAUCCGCCACAACUUAUCCAUGAACCAGGCAUUUGUCAAGCGCGAUCGCAAAUCGGGUCUAGGUGACUCUGUGAAUGAGUCGGGAGAUUCGAAAAAGCCGCUAUCGGAAUGGGUUUUGGAAGAUUGGGCUGUGAACGGCGUCCAGAGUACGACGAGAUAUCGUAGUAAACCGACAAGUGCUCGUCCUGCUAGGCCGGGUUCUCGUCCGAGACCGCGCUCAACCGCAGAAGGACGAGUGAGUUCCGGCCGCAAAGGUGGCGUGGCUGCUAGUAACUCGAAAAAAAACGCGGCUAAGAAAGCAAUGAUAAACCGAAACAGUCUUGCGCCGGAAUUUCCCGGCGCUGGUAACAACAUUGGAAACUUGCACGACCCAAUGCACACAAUGGGCUACGAUCAUCGUCUAGGUCUCCAAUAUGCCCUUCCUACCGCACCAAGAAGCGAACAUUUCACGACGCCGAACCCCAAUCACGAGAGUAUGAUUUUGGCGACCAACCCAAUGCAACCUACCGCGUUGCCGGCUCCCGACCCAAACCAUCCAUUUGCAUUCGCACCUCCUAUGCAGCAUUAUAACCAUAAUGCCCAGCAUAUGUACCCAUUAGAGGACGGCAGUGGUAUUUACCAAGGACAUCAUGGUGCUCUUCCAAUACACGGCAAUCAGGGCCUAGCAGCGACAAUUCCACAAGAUCUAAGUGAGCUUUUCGAAGAUUCUGAGGAGAAUCGCAACAGGCUGGCCUUUCCCUAUUGGCCUGAUCCGAAUGAUCCAUCGGCUAACAAUCAAAAUCAAUACCCGCCCCAGUAGCGCCACAUAUCUGGUUGCUUCUGGUGGUCUAAAUGACUUCAUUUUGGAUGUUCGGCAGCAAUUCUAGAAAAAAAAGAAAAGCACAACAAGGGAUAUUAGCGACAUGACUUAACUCUUAUUUCGGCCUAGAAAAACAAAAGCAACUUUCACC